This is a messenger RNA of Daphnia pulicaria, 904 nucleotides long. RefSeq names its product vacuolar protein sorting-associated protein 33A-like. The transcript is spliced from 4 exons. NCBI's taxonomy places the organism in Eukaryota, Metazoa, Arthropoda, Branchiopoda, Diplostraca, Daphniidae. The record is from RefSeq and is a predicted model, not a curated record. Bases 38 to 469 code for a protein of 143 amino acids. Gene Ontology annotation, biological process: intracellular protein transport; vesicle-mediated transport. Gene Ontology annotation, cellular component: CORVET complex; lysosome.
AGGUAAGGGGCGCCAUGCCCGUAACGUAUUCGAAUUGAUGACUCGAAUGCGACGUGAUAUUGGGGUAGACUGUGAUCCCCCCAUAUCUCCGUUGUUCGACACUCUCAUGAUCAUUGAUAGGACUGUAGAUUUGAUAACUCCUGUUGUCACUCAGUUGACCUAUGAGGGUCUUAUCGACGAAUUCUAUGGAAUAAAACAUAAUACAGUCAAGCUUCCAGGAGAACAUUUUCAAGCCUCAUCACAUGCGGGCCAGUCACCUCGCUCUGAUGGUAGCUCUGUUAAAUCUGUUGUUCUAAACUCGGCCGAAGAGCUUUACGCUGAUUUGAGGGACAAGAACUUUUCAGCCGUGGGUACUGCACUCAGUCGCAAAGCUAAAGCUAUUUCAGCAGUAGCCUGGAUAACGCCAUUGUUGCAUUUGGAGGUGUUAAGGUUUCUGCAUUCGCACGCGAUAGUGGAGAAAUAUUCCUAGACUCCUUCGAUGAUUCGGUAAUCAUGAUCAACCCGGAUAUACCUGAUGAAAGGGAGCUGAGGGAGUGGCUUAAAGACAAUCAGUAAACAAAUCCUUUUUUACUGAUUGUCUGAAGAUAUUAAUUACUUUACGUCCUUAAACAUCGACUGCAGCUAAUUGCCUCCAUCUUUUUUCUCGAAUUGUUGCCUCCAUCUGUUUCCCUGAAUUGUUGCCUUGCCUCAAACUUUUUUCCUAAAAUAUGGCUUCGAUCUUGUAACCUGAACUGUUGCCUCGAUGUUGUACCCUGAACUGUUGCCUUUUUACCUCAGCCCUUGUGAUGGAGAAAUUGGGCCACUGUCUGAGUUUAACUCAAGAAUUUACAUUGUUUAUUAUUUUAUUUCGUAAAUGAUACAGAAAAAAAAUCCAGGAAAUUACAAUAAACAAAAUCUUACGAAA